AUGUAAGAUAGUCAACACUAACACUUUCAAUCAGAAAUGAUUCCCACUCCUAACGAUGACUUAUUCUCUUAUAUAGUUAAUCCUCCAACACGGGAUUAAUCGAUGUAAGAAGAAUCACCAAAUUCAAAAGUGUCUCCACCUUAAUAAACUGUUCACCAUGUUCCUUUUCAACGACAGCCAAAACUAGAGAAGCCAGUUCAUAAUGCCCAAUAAAACCAAAUCAUCUCACAAAUAGAUUCGAAACACCCAAGCAUAAUAACAUGUGGUUAUUGUUAACACUAAGUCCAAACGGUUAUAAAUUAUGAGCCAGGUGCAGGAACUUACUUAAUAGGAAGUUUAUUGGCAAUUGUAGGUCUUUGGUUUGGUUGUUGUUUAAUACCUUGCUUUAUAGAUGACUGCAAAGAUGUAGUUCAUUUAUGUCCUUCAUGUUAACACAAAAUUGGAAAGAAGAGAUUUAUUUUUGAUUGAAUAAAAUAAGCGUCAUGCCAUUUUUAGAUUCUAAUUUUA
Molecule: messenger RNA, 507 nt
Organism: Paramecium tetraurelia
Lineage: Eukaryota; Ciliophora; Oligohymenophorea; Peniculida; Parameciidae
Exons: 3
Molecular function (GO): zinc ion binding
Source: RefSeq, a predicted model, not a curated record